UACGCCAAGAGGGCGGAGUUAUGUAGGCUACCGGUAGGUGGGAGGGGCGAUAGUUUGAAAGCGCAAAUGCAGGACAGCAGGAUAUACAAUUUCGAAUUCCCAUAUUUAGAACUUUCACCUGCGGCGGCGUAUGUAAACAACAUCAUAACAUCAACAACACACCUCACAGUUUACAGAGCACGCUGCUCUCCUCUAAACCAGUGGAGAUUACUGGUAGCGUGUAACUUCGUGCAACACGCUACGUAACACAUGCGAAGCAUGCGCUGUUAAAAGGGUAUUCGAGGAUGAUGUCAAACAGACUGUAAAUGAACUUGAGUAGGCUAUCGUUCAAACUAAAACGCACACGUAAAUUGCAAUUCUUAAUGAUAAGCAUCGUCUGGACUUCUAUCAAAGUAAACGGCGCUUGCGCUUCUAAUUCAGGAUAAACUGCGCCGUCGCUAGUGACAACUGAAUCUAGGCAACAUAAUACUGUUAACACAAGUGAUUUAGCCAUCCAAAACUGUCUAAAGCAGAUUUAAUAGACCGGGACACAACUGUAGUGGUCUCUGGUAGGAUUCCCUCAUUUGCUAUCCUCAGGCACCAGCCCAUGAUUGAAAGUAAGAGAUGGGCUGGGCCGCCUCUUUGUGACAAUAGAGAAGAGCUGAAGGUGAUCACGGGAGCGGCAGCAUCACCGUAUUGCUCUUCACGGAGAACAGACAGAAGCACCACAUCUUCUCUUCAGUCUGACAAACCUACCCCAAGUUUACCCACGACCACAGUAAGCCGGACUGGACGAGCUGGUCUCACUCCUCCUCCACGCGUGGGCUGCUCGCGCUGGGAACCGGCGGAGAGCGGCACGAGAGAGCUCCGAUCCACCCCACCGUUCAAAUCACUAUGUUGGGAUUCAUUCGUGAACGGCGGAUGUAAUUUAUCGGAGGCAGCCAUCCAAAGGCUUUUUCAAUUGCACACGCGUCUUCUUAACAAACACGGCUGUUGUUCGGAGGCUGGACAUCCGUCUUUUAACCGCGAAAGACGUAUUUGACUCGGGAGAGACUGAAUCGUUGUGGAGUCGGUAUACGCACUUUCACGCGGUCCGAACAGGUGUACGCAUUCAGAACUCCAUCCGGACUGAUUUCUGAAGGACUGAGUAAGCGAUUAGGAAUUUAUAACCACAUUUGCAUUUUUUUUUUCUUUGCAAAAUUUGGACUUCAUCGGCAGUGCAGAAACAGUAGAACUAUGGAUAUCAAAUGGUUUACUAUAGCCUUUGCGUUUUUGGUGGUCUCAUGCUCGGCCCAGCGGCAGGUCACAGUUCAGCCGGGGCCCUUGAUCCGGACGGAAGGCUCUCACAUCACCAUCUGGUGUAACGUGACCGGCUACAAGGAAGGGGUCGAGCAAGACUUUGAAUGGUCCAUGUACCUUUAUACCACUCCCGAUCGAGAGAUCCGUAUUGUGAGCACAUCUCAGCACAACUACGCCUAUGCCUUGUAUGCCCAGCGUGUCAACAGCAAGGAGAUCUACAUCGAGAGGCUGAGCGGAGACUCUGUCCUGCUGCACAUCACCAAGCUGCAGGCCACCGACCAGGGCAUGUACGAGUGCUACACUCCCAACACUGACAGCCGCUACCUGGGCUCCUACAGUGCCCGUACCAACCUCACCGUGAUCCCAGACACUCUGACGGUGAUGGCAACUGCUCAGACCCUCUCAAAAGUGGAGGGGGACACGUUACAGCUCAGCUGUGAGGUCACACGCCAGACGUCCCAGCACAGUCACGUUUCUGUGGGGUGGUACCUGCGACCCUAUGAUGACCCCAAUUCUGGUCCACGUGACCUGGUUACCCUGUCACGGGACUUUGUUCUACGGCCGGGUGGACAGUACCGUCAACGUCUGUCUUCAGGAGACCUGCGUCUGGACAAGACCAGCGCCACUUCCUACCGUCUCACCAUCUACAAACUGCAGCCCACAGACCAGGGAGAGUUCUACUGCGAGGCCUCGGAAUGGAUCCAGGACCCAGAUCGCUCCUGGUACGCCAUGACCCGGAAAGAGUCGGAGAAGACGUCAAUCAAAGUUCAGCCCACAGAUCGGGACUUUAGUAUCCAGGUGACCACCGAGCGCCGGGCCUACACGGCUGGUGAGCCGCUGGAGCUCCGCUGCACCAUUGACGCUCAGAAUGUUCCAGAGCGCUUCUUCUCGGUGUCGUGGGUCUUCAGCAGCUCCCCCGUAGCCGUGAUUGGGCCCAGUGCCGUGCCUGUACUGGGACCCAACUACAUGGAACGGGAAGCCACCGGCCUCCUGACUGUGCGCAAAGAGAGCCCUUCUGUCCACCUGCUCAAGUUGCAGCGUCUACUGCCAGAGGACUCUGGCAAAUAUAUCUGCAGAGUGACAGAACGGGAGAAGACCCCCACUGGAGAUUUCAUCGACCGCAGCAAGCGGUCCCGUAAUGUUCAGAUCACUGUAACCCCUCUCAGAAGUAAUAUCACUGUGUCAUUAUCCAGUAAUACUUCAGAUAUAAUGGAGGGGGAGACCGUCCAGUUGACCUGCGUUGUUAGCAGCACUGUGGGUCCCCUGUCUGUGACGUGGCAGUGGACUGAUAAGGAGGGGGCGGGUCCCGCUGUGAACGUGGCUUCGGUGGAUCGUGAGGGCAUGGUCACUCCUGGGCCCAACUUUAGGGAGCGCAGCAGCUUUGGAGAGAUCCGGGUGGAGCGGGUUCGACCCGACACGUUUACUCUGUUCCUGUACAAUGCCUUUCCCACAGAUGAGGGCCAGUACAGAUGCAGCGGCACCGAGUGGUCUCAGAGCGGGACUGCACCUGACUGGAUUUGGCAGCAGAUUGGAGAUGAAUCCGCCACCAAGACCGUCACUGUCAAAUCAGUUGAAUCUUUCUUCUUCGUGUCGGCCUCCUCUCGAACGCCCAGCGUGACGUUUGGAGACUCGUUUGACCUGCAGUGCAUCGUGAAGCCACGGCACAAUCCCAACGUUCCUGCUGCGGUCACUUGGCGCUUCCUGCCAGUAGAUGGCGAUGGAGAGUUCCGAGAUUUGGUGACGUUCACACGGGACGGCACCCUGCAGUGGGGCGACCAGCUGCUGGGCCUGGGCACCCGUACCACGGUGGAUCGUACGCCCACGAACACCAACUUCCGCCUCAGCAUCACCCGAGCUGGACGCAAGGAGGCCGGGACGUAUCAGUGUGCUGCGCUGCUUUAUCGGAGGAAUUACGAUGGCACCUGGAGCACGGUGGCCAACCGCACCUCCAACCCACUGGGCAUCAGUGUACUGCAGCCUGUAAGUAAACUGAAGGUGCACAAGUCCAACCAGAGUCUGCAGUUUCUGGAGGACAGUCGGGUGCGUGUCAACUGCUCCAUCACCUCUCAAACCAGCCCGGACUCUCAGCAUGCUGUGUUGUGGUAUGCGCGGAAGGCCGAGGCAGGGGAGCCGGAUGAGCUGCUGUUGAAGAUCGAACACUCUGGAGCAUUCGAGUAUGGAGCGUACGCAGAGGAGGAACGUCUCCGCAGCCGUGUGCAGUCUGAAAGGCUCUCUCCUCGCCUCUAUGGGCUUACCUUGCACCGUGCCGAGACCAGCGACUCUGGGACAUACUACUGCCUUGUGGAGGAGUGGCUCAUGGACCCUGAUGGACUCUGGUAUCGCCUGGCACAAGACUCCUCCGGCUUCACACAUGUGGCUGUGAGACAGCCAGCGGUGAAGUUGCAGGUGGAGGAGGCAGAAUCUAAUAUCACAGUACCUGAAGAUGGAUCAAUCCGACUGGGCUGCAGCAUUCUGUCUCAGUCUUCCAAAGAUUCCCGCUUCUCUGUAUCCUGGUAUGUGUACCGUUUGGGACAGGAGGAGGAGGAUGAACCAGAAUGCGUCUUUUCCAUCGGUCAUGAUGCAGUGUUUGGUAAUGGGAACUGCAGCCCUACGGAGGAGCCUGGUCCAAACUCUCGCCUGCAGUUUGAACGUGCCACCUCUGAACUGUACAGUCUGACCAUCCAGAAAGCUCGGUCCAGAGAUGCUGGCAAUUACUACUGCCAUGUGGAGGAGUGGCUGCUGAACCCACGCAAUGCCUGGUAUCGCCUGGCCACCAAUAACUCUGGAGUCACCAUUGUUAAUGUUAUGGAGCAGGUAUCGACCCUACAGUCAGUGGUUUGUUCCAACGACUCCCUCUUCUACUUCGUCUUCUUCUACCCCUUCCCUAUCUUUGGCAUCCUCCUCAUCGCGGUCCUGCUGGUGCGCUACAAGACCCGCAGCUCCAGCAAGAACCAAGAGGGCAAGAACGGAGCGCCGCUCUUGUGGAUCAAAGAGCCUCAUCUCAGCUAUUCCCCAACCUGUCUGGACCCCCCAGCCCUCAGCCUUCACCCCGGCUCUGUGGAGUAACAAUGACAUGUGAUCCUGUCUCACUCAGAGACUCGCUCAUCUACUCUCUCUCUCUCUGACUCGCUCUCUGUUUUUCUUCUCCUCCUCGUCCGUGAUGAGGCCACCAGAAAGUUAUCUGGGUUUCUAGCCUGGCCUGUCAAUCCGUCCAUACGACUGACUAAGACCUUUCUCAGUUGAAGUUGCCAUGAUUAUGGUGGUUGCUGGCGCCGAUGCCUAGACAUUUGCUUUGCUUUCUUUUUCCUGAUCUUUUUUUAAAAUAUGAUUUUACUUUUCUGUGAGCCUUUUGAUGUGUUUUACCCGACUGACACCAAACUCCUUCCCUCUCUGGGAUCGGAAACAGCCGUUUCGUUUUGCUUUUUUACUCCCGUCUAUGAAGUCUGGUGAAAACCAUUACAUAUUAUUUGUUAUUUUGUCUGUGCUGAUUUUUGCUGCAGACGACUGGAAGGUCAUUGCUGGACUAUGAACGUUUCUAGAGACAAUGGUGUAUGGAUGAAGGAAGAAAAGGACAAUCUUUCCUCAGAAAAACUCGGAAAGCUGACAAAGGAUGUAUAUUGAUUUAGUUAGUGUGCACGUGCCACAGAACUGACCUAAGAACUGCCUUGGUUUAAGUGGAUCUAGACUAUGGAGAGCCCUCAUUGCCCACAGACUCAAGGAUAUACAUGAACUCCAGCUCAUCCUCACUGCCAAAUACCAAUACAACUCCAAAAGCCACAAAUUCAGAGACACUGAAUAGGAUUAGAUCUGGGUAACUCGAUGUUGGAAAAGACAGUGAGCUUCCUACACUGACAUGUUUCCUCAUCGCUGGUGCUUAGAUGUUGAUACAUGCCCCCAAAUCCCUCAUUUAAUUUCAAGGUCUUUUUGACAUUUUUCCAAUGUUAAGAAGUUCAAUAUAUCUCUAAAAACACCCUUGUGUGAUCUUGUUUGUGUAUAUAUGCACAAUUGACCCCACAUUUAGUGAGUUGUGGCCUCAGCGUCCUCGCAUUUUCAUAAUGCAAGGUUGAAGGGGGCAUUGAAGGAAUUUUCUCUCCGAAAUCUCUUGUAAAAACCGUUGUCUUGAGGGAGAAGGCAGACAGGACUAUAGACUCAAGGGACAUUCUCAGUGCCAAGAUCUUUUUAUCAUCAUACGUGCCCUUGUAAUGAUCCAGAAGGAAAGCGUUUAUUGGCAGACUUCUGCAUAUAUGAGUUAUGAAGGGAUUUGACUUGUUUUUUUUAGUAUAUAUUCUAAAUCACAUAAAGUGUUGUUGUUCUUCUCUUUAUUGGUUUGUGUUUGAAAUAUGGUGCCCGAUCUUUGUGUUACCGCUGAAAAAUUGUGAAAACUUAUUGCGCAGUGUCAUAACCUGUAACCUGUGAAGACCUACUAGAGUGAUUAUAUCUCUGAGGAUGAAUAUAGCAUCUAAAUUAUUGUUGGUCUCCAUGGACACUUUGAAAACACUGCCACAUUUUACCAUUGAAGAUGCUAUGAUCCUCACAUUAGCUUUGCGAACCACACUAGUCAUGUUUCCUUCAAGAAAGAUUCAGCCUCUAUACUGAAAGCAUUUAGAGCUUAGCUGUAGUGCGAAUGAUUGUUGUUCAUUUUUCUUUUAUUUCAACACGGACUAUGAAACACGACGUGUUAUCUAGGAACCUGCGGUCUGACACCAAACUGGAUGUCUCAUUAUAGACACCACUGAAGAUCUUAUGACUGUGCACCUUUCACUCCACUCUCACAGAGCAUCAUCUGGGUCGCUGCCACCCUCGUGUAAUCUCAACAGUCAACAUCGCGGCUUUUCUGUAAAUGAAAUUUAGAUCCAUUCAAAGCUUGUGGUUGUCUUAUUUAUUGAAUCAUAAAACUCCUAGAUAGAAUAUGUGAACUUCAUAAAUGUGAAUAGACAGAAUGUGGCAGAAAUAGCAGUGAACAUUUAGGCAACUAUAAUUUGGCUACUUGCGUGCAGUGGCCUAGAGGAUUAUGGGAAAUAAUUCUGAACCAGUCUGAGAAUCUUUGUACAGAUGACACAGAGAUAUCUUUAUCGACAAAAUUUUGUUGAACUGUACAGUGCAUGAUGAUGAGAAAGGGGGACAUUUUAUUGAUGUCUGAAAGUUUUGUCAGAUUAAUGGCAUCGUCACCAUCAACAGGUGGUCAAUAGGUUGGCCUUCCUGAUGUAGGAGAUGUGUAGUGUGAUAUUGAGUGUGAUAUUGCGGUUCUGCUGUCGUUCAAUCUGUACAGACUUAUUCAGAACUCUAAAUAGUGUUUUUGUAGUUCAACAUGCCCAGCUGAAUCAUAAUGUUCUCACAAUGUUGUAAAUGCAUUUCGAGGGCUGCAUGUCAUGGCUGUGUACUGGCAGUAUACUGUAGCUGCAGAAAAACAAAACAAAUGACAAAAAAAGUUGUGUUGAUGUGUGUUCAGUUCAGCCAGUGCUGCUUUUUAAAGUGGUGAUUUUUAUGUUCUUUUUUUUAAAUAAGCAAAAUAGUGCACUAUAUAUAUAAAUAUAAAAAUAAAAAUAAAAAGUUGCCAUAGUUUUUUUUUAUGGUUAUGUGUUUUUGUUGUACUCUACAUUUUUUGUGUUUUUUUAUAUCUAUACUUAUUUUAUUACAUUGUAGCAAUUGCUAUUAUGAAAAGGCACUUUGCUAUUGUCAGUUGAUUGCAAUAAAACAUUCAGUGCACCACA
This is a messenger RNA of Carassius gibelio (silver crucian carp), 6989 nucleotides long. RefSeq names its product immunoglobulin superfamily member 3. The transcript has 9 exons. Bases 1216 to 4344 code for a protein of 1042 amino acids. NCBI's taxonomy places the organism in Eukaryota, Metazoa, Chordata, Actinopteri, Cypriniformes, Cyprinidae. The record is from RefSeq and is a predicted model, not a curated record.